Messenger RNA from Symbiodinium sp. CCMP2592, 1587 nucleotides. NCBI's taxonomy places the organism in Eukaryota, Dinophyceae, Suessiales, Symbiodiniaceae. The record is from the annotation of a GenBank genome assembly.
AUGGUACUGCUGCAGCCCACGCUGCAAUGUGCCAACAUGCCGACGAGCUCACCAUGCGGCAAGGCCAUCCUUCACGCCAUGACGCACGGCUUCGCGCAGCAUCCUGAGCACUACAUCGGCCUUUCCGUGCAUUCCACGUACAGCGCCUUCCAGGCAUAUUAUCACAAUGGAGACAUGCACUUUUGCCCGCGCCCCUGCUUGAAAAUGGAGCAAGCCUGUGUGCCCUUCACGCCCAGCUUCCCCGGCAUGAAUCACAUCGCCGAGUGCCGCAAGCAGAUGGUCCAGCAGCCAGAGGCGUUUCCGGAGCUGUCCUCGGAUUCCACGGAUCAAGAAGUGGCGAAAGCCCUCUACAUGCGGGGAGCACCCGGAGUUCCGCGCGUCUGUGAGGACGAUGAAGUGCCAGGGCAUGCUGUUGACCUCGAGGAGGAAGAGGAGAACGAGGCGCAGUCGGAAGUCUCUGGGGUGAAGAAGGCCGUCCAGGAGAUCUACAUCCAGGAGGAAAGGGAACGAGAGGAGCGAGAAGAACGUGCACGCGAGGAAGCCCGGCGCAAAAGGGAGGAGGCGAGAAAGAAAGCGGAGGAAGCCUGGAGAAAACAGCAAGAAGCCAUGGAGAAAGCCCAGGAGGAGGCUCGACGCAAGAAGGAGCAAGCCCUCGAGAAAGCCCAGGCUGCCAGACGCAACGCCAGUCAAGCGCACGCCCAGGACAACAUCACUCACAAAGCAGCGGCCGCCAGAAGCAAUGCCAGCCAUGCGCAGCACAAGGCCAACAUCAGCAAAGCAGAGCCUGCCAGAAGCGGCAGUCAUGGCCAUUCCCAGGAGGCGCAGGUCGUCAAGGCCAAGCAGGCCGUUCCUGCUCAAGUCUCAACCACCACGACAGAGGAGCCAGAGGAGGCCGGCAGCUCGGCCUCUCAGGGCUUCACCGAUAACGUCUACGGCGAUAGCGGCUCUGCGGGCUGGGACGGGGAUGGAGUGGACGGGGAUGGCGACAGCGCGGAUGGCGACGACGGUGCAUGGAAUACCGGCUAUGAGCAGUACGGCGGGAACCGAGAUUUGCUAGACGAGAUGAAGCCGGGCCGGCCUUGCUUCACGUCUGGCCGCAGCUUCUCGCUGCUGGAUUCAGCCAGCCAUCUUCCUGUGUCCUCUCGCGACAGCCGCAGUUGCAAGGUGCAUUGCCGGAGCAGCGCAGAAGCAGCUUUCUUCGUCUUCCAGGUGAGCGCCGGGCUCUGCCACUGUCCACCAGCUGCCGCCCGGGUCGUGGAGGCCGGAGCCGACUUCGUGGGCGGAAACCUCGGCUGCGACGACGGGUCGGCUGUUAUAACCAGGGAUUACGCCACUGUGCCUGCGGUAUCAAGCAGCGGCAAGCAUGUCGCCCUUGUCUUGGCGGCUUGUGGUACUUGCGCCUUGGUUCUCGCACUGGCCGCCUUCGUGAAUCGAGGGCGGCUCGCCAAUCCGCUAAUGUACCCUCGGUCAGCCGUUGAAGGCUGUGACUGCCCAGCCGAUUAUGGCCCCGUUCACGAGAUGCGGACGGUGCCGAACUUCCACGCGGCCUCAGAGGUCAGCGUACCUUUCGCGUAUGAAUACGUCUAG